Messenger RNA from Symphalangus syndactylus (siamang), 5060 nucleotides. It is a transcript of the gene NOD2, whose product is annotated as nucleotide binding oligomerization domain containing 2. The record is from RefSeq and is a predicted model, not a curated record. Gene Ontology annotation, biological process: regulation of apoptotic process. Gene Ontology annotation, molecular function: protein binding. Lineage: Eukaryota; Metazoa; Chordata; Mammalia; Primates; Hylobatidae.
GGGCUUCCCCUCCUCUCCUGUCUGCAAGGGGUCAGUGGGCUGAGAUUUCAGCACUUAAGCAAAGCAUUUGCUCUUAGCCCCAGAGAAACCAGGCUGGCUGUGGUCUCAGGAAGGAAGGAGGUGUCCAGGUCCAGGCUCAGGCCUGGGCCUGGGUUUCAGGGAGGGCCCACGUGGGUCACCCCUUGACCCUCUCUUUCAGCAAGGAAAUGCUCCUUUCUCUACAUGGGCCUCACCUUGGGGAGGACAAUGGUGUCUUUGAAGUUGUAGUAACUGAAGUAGAGAUCGAAAGGCAAUGCAGAUAGACUGAUAGAUUUCACCUGAAGAGGGGAAGCCCGACCAGGUAAUAAAGGGGUUAGAGGAAGGAUGUUAAGGACAAUUUUUAGGGAACAGAUAAUGAGUGAAUAUUUUUUCUCUCUCUUUCCCAAUUUAAACUGAAGCAGGAGAAACUGAAGCUAGACAUAAUGAGGAACUUCCCAAGCUGGUGAGCUUCCUGAGCUGGUUAGUGAGAACAGCACUAAGGCCAGGUCCUCCUCCCCAGAUGUUUAAGAUGAGACAGGACAAUGCCUGCUCAGAGACAGGGGGCUGGCUGAAUUGGCCCUCAGGAUUCUCUCUGCUCUGAGGUUUCUGGAAGAAGACCAGGGCAGAGGUGCAGUGAUGCAGCUGCUGGGAUGACAGAGCUCCGAGUCAUGUGGCUUGGGCGGGCCUCCCCUUCCUGGUGUCCACAGAAGCCCAACGUCACUAGCUGGGGUUGUGAAAUGUGCUCGCAGGAGGCUUUUCAGGCACAGAGGAGCCAGCUGGUGGAGCUGCUGGUCUCAGGGUCCUUGGAGGGCUUCGAGAGUGUCCUGGACUGGCUGCUGUCCUGGGAGGUCCUCUCCUGGGAGGACUACGAGGGCUUCCACCUCCUGGGCCAGCCUCUCUCCCACUUGGCCAGGCGCCUCCUGGACACCGUCUGGAAUAAGGGUACUUGGGCCUGUCAGAAACUCAUCGCGGCUGCCCAAGAAGCCCAGGCCGACAGCCAGUCCUCCAAGCUGCAUGGCUGCUGGGACCCCCACUCGCUCCACCCAGCCCGAGACCUGCAGAGUCACCGGCCAGCCAUUGUCAGGAGGCUCCACAGCCAUGUGGAGGGCGUGCUGGACUUGGCAUGGGAGCGGGGUUUCGUCAGCCAGUACGAAUGUGACGAAAUCAGGUUGCCGAUCUUCACACCGUCCCAAAGGGCAAGAAGGCUGCUUGAUCUUGCCACGGUGAAAGCGAAUGGAUUGGCUGCCUUCCUUCUACAACAUGUUCAGGAAUUACCAGUCCCGUUGGCCCUGCCUUUGGAAGCUGCCACAUGCAAGAAGUACAUGGCCAAGCUGAGGACCACGGUGUCUGCUCAGUCUCGCUUCCUCAGUACCUAUGAUGGAGCAGAGACGCUCUGCCUGGAGGACAUAUACACAGAGAAUGUCCUGGAGGUCUGGGCAGACGUGGGCACGGCUGGACCCCCGCCGAAGAGCCCAGCCACCCUGGGCCUGGAGGAGCUCUUCAGCACCCCCGGCCACCUCAAUGACGAUGCGGACACUGUGCUGGUGGUGGGUGAGGCGGGCAGUGGCAAAAGCACGCUCCUGCAGCGGCUGCACUUGCUGUGGGCUGCAGGGCGAGACUUCCAGGAAUUUCUCUUUGUCUUCCCAUUCAGCUGCCGGCAGCUGCAGUGCAUGGCCAAACCAGUCUCUGUGCGGACUCUACUCUUUGAGCACUGCUGUUGGCCUGAUGUUGGUCAAGAAGACAUCUUCCAGUUACUCCUUGACCACCCUGACCGUGUCCUGUUAACCUUUGAUGGCUUUGACGAGUUCAAGUUCAGGUUCACAGAUCGCGAACGCCACUGCUCCCCGACCGACCCCACCUCUGUCCAGACCCUGCUCUUCAACCUUCUGCAGGGCAACCUGCUGAAGAAUGCCUGCAAGGUGGUGACCAGCCGUCCGGCCGCUGUGUCAGCGUUCCUCAGGAAGUACAUCCGCACCGAGUUCAACCUCAAGGGCUUCUCUGAACAGGGCAUCGAGCUGUACCUGAGGAAGUGCCAUCGUGAGCCCGGGGUGGCAGACCGCCUCAUCCGCCUGCUCCAAGCGACCUCAGCUCUGCACGGUUUGUGCCACCUUCCCGUCUUCUCAUGGAUGGUGUCCAAAUGCCACCAGGAACUGUUGCUGCAGGAGGGGGGGUCCCCAAAGACCACUACAGAUAUGUACCUGCUGAUUCUGCAGCAUUUUCUGCUGCAUGCCAUCCCCCCAGACUCAGCUUCCCAGGGUCUGGGACCCAGUCUUCUUCGGGGCCGCCUCCCCACCCUCCUGCACCUGGGCAGACUAGCUCUGUGGGGCCUGGGCAUGUGCUGCUACGUGUUCUCAGCCCAGCAGCUCCAGGCAGCACAGGUCAGCCCUGAUGACAUUUCUCUUGGCUUCCUGGUGCGUGCCAAAGGUGUCGUGCCAGGGAGUACGGCGCCCCUGGAAUUCCUGCACAUCACUUUCCAGUGCUUCUUUGCUGCGUUCUACCUGGCACUCAGUGCUGAUGUGCCACCAGCUUUGCUCAGACACCUCUUCAAUUGUGGCAGGCCAGGCAACUCACCAAUGGCCAGGCUCCUGCCCACGCUGUGCAUCCAGGGCUCGGAGGGAAAGGACAGCAGCGUGGCAGCUUUGCUGCAGAAGGCCGAGCCACACAACCUUCAGAUCACAGCAGCCUUCCUGGCGGGGCUGUUGUCCCAGGAGCACUGGGGCCUGCUGGCUGAGUGCCAGACAUCUGAGAAGGCCCUGCUCCGGCGCCAGGCCUGUGCCCGCUGGUGUCUGGCCCGCAGCCUCCGCAAGCACUUCCACUCCAUCCCGCCAGCUGCACCGGGUGAGGCCAAGAGCAUGCACGCUAUGCCUGGGUUCAUCUGGCUUAUCCGGAGCCUGUACGAGAUGCAGGAGGAGCGGUUGGCUCGGAAGGCUGCACGUGGCCUGAAUGUCGGGCACCUCAAGUUGACAUUUUGCAGUGUGGGCCCCGCUGAGUGUGCUGCCCUGGCCUUUGUGCUGCAGCACCUCCGGCGGCCCGUGGCCCUGCAGCUGGACUACAACUCUGUGGGUGACAUUGGCGUGGAGCAGCUGCUGCCUUGCCUUGGUGUCUGCAAGGCUCUGUAUUUGCGCGAUAACAAUAUCUCAGACCGAGGCAUCUGCAAGCUCAUUGAAUGUGCUCUUCACUGCGAGCAAUUGCAGAAGUUAGCUCUAUUCAACAACAAAUUGACUGACGGCUGUGCACACUCCAUGGCUAAGCUCCUUGCAUGCAGGCAGAACUUCUUGGCAUUGAGGCUGGGAAAUAACCACAUCACCGCCGCGGGAGCCCAAGUGCUGGCCGAGGGGCUCCGAGGCAACACCUCCUUGCAGUUCCUGGGAUUCUGGGGCAAUAGAGUGGGUGACGAGGGGGCCCAGGCCCUGGCUGAAGCCUUGGGUGAUCACCAGAGCUUGAGGUGGCUCAGCCUGGUGGGGAACAACAUUGGCAGUGUGGGCGCCCAAGCCUUGGCACUGAUGCUGGCAAAGAACGUCAUGCUAGAAGAACUCUGCCUGGAGGAGAACCAUCUCCAGGAUGAAGGUGUAUGUUCUCUCGCAGAAGGACUGAAGAAAAAUUCAAGUUUGAAAAUCCUAAAGUUGUCUAAUAACUGCAUCACCUACCUAGGGGCAAAAGCCCUCCUGCAGGCCCUUGAAAGGAAUGACACCAUCCUGGAAGUCUGGCUCCGAGGGAACAUUUUCUCUCUAGAGGAGGUUGACAAGCUUGGCUGCAGAGACACCAGACUCUUGCUUUGAAGUCUCCAGGAGGAUGUUCAUCUCAGUUUGUUUGUGAGCAAGCUGUGAGUUUGGGCCCCAGAGGCUGGGUGACAUCUGUUGGCAGCCUCAGCCUCUUCAAAAUGAGCCCUGUCCUGCCUAAGGCUGAACUUGUUUUCUGGGAACACCAUAGGUCACCUUUAUUCUGGCAGAGGAAGGAGCAUCAGUGCCUUCCAGGAUAGACUUUUCCCAAGCCUACUUUUGCCAUCGACUUCUGCCCAAGAUUCAAUCCCAGGAUGUACAAGGACAGCCCCUCCUCCAUAGUAUGGGGCUGGCCUCUGCUGAUCCUCCCAGGCUUCCAUGUGGGUCAGUGGGGCCCAUGGAUGUGCUUGUUAACUGAGUGCCUGUUGGUGGAGAGUCCUGGCCUCUCACAAAAGACCCCUUCCCACUGCUCUGAUGAAGAGGAGUACACAGAACACAUAAUUCAGGAAGCAACUUUCCCUGUGUCUCGACUCAUCCAUCCAGGCCAUUCCCCAUCUCUGGUUCCUCCCCUCCUCCUGGACUCCUGCACGUGCUCCUUCCUCUGAGGCUGGGAUUCAGAAUAAUAAUGACCUCAGCUUUGAUAUUUCACUUACGGCGCCCCCAACCCUGGCACCCAGGGUGGGAAGGGCUACACCUUAGCCUGCCCUCCUUUCCGGUGUUUAAGACAUUUUUGGAAGGGGACACGUGACAGCCGUUUGUUCCCCCAAGACAUUCUAGGUUUGAAAGAAAAAUAUGACCACACUCCAGCUGGGAUCACACGUGGACUUUUAUUUCCAGUGAAAUCAAUUACUCUUCAGUUAAGCCUUUGGAAACAGCUCUACUUUAAAAAGCUCCAAAUGCAGCUUUAAAAAAUUAAUCUGGGCCAGAAUUUCAAACGGCCUCACUAGGCUUCUGGUUGAUGCCUGUGAACUGAACUCUGACAACAGACUUCUGAAAUAGACUCACAAGAGGCAGUUCCAUUUCAUUUGUGCCAGAAUGCUUUAGGAUGUACAGUUACGGAUUGAAAGUUUACAGGAAAAAAAAUUAAGCCCUUCCUUCUAAGCAAAUGUCUUCCUGGAUUAUUCAAAAUGAUGCAUGUCAAAGCCUUUGUAAAUUGUCAGAUGCUGUGCAAAUGUUAUUAUUUUAAACAUUAUGAUGUGUGAAAACUGGUUAAUAUUUAUAAAUCACUUUGCUUUAUUGUCUUAAGUUUAUACUCUUAGAGACAACAUGGCCGUGAACUUUAUGCUGUAAAUAAUCAGAGGGGAAUAAACUGUUGAGUCAAAA